GUGACCAAAUAAACUAUUCGGCUCCUUUGGUUGUCCUGGAUCCACCAACUGACUGAUUUACGGCCACAAAUUUGACUUUUACUUCCAAAAAAAACGCCAAAUCACCCCCAAGGAAACGUUUGAGCUGGAUUUAUAGUACAAACCAACUGGUAUGGGAUCAUAAGAAGGCCUUUGAAUGCGGCCUGAAGUUCUGUUGAGUGAAAUUUUCAAGUGACUUCAAAGGUAAAGCUGACUCGGCUUACCCGAUACGCCGUUGCUACGGCCUUCUGUAAUUUGUGUCAUUUAGUUUACAAAGAAUUCGUGUGAAAAGAGAAUAUUUGGCCACAUUAGAUCGACAUGAGCGGUUAAGUGAAGCUAUGAAUUGGUAAUUCGGGGCUCUGAGCAUGACAACUCAUGCCGUGGGCAACACAACAACCAGAAAGACUUCGACGCCAUCAAAACGCGCUUGGGAAGAAGAGGAGGCUCAAACGACAUUUUCAAGACCUAAUUCAUCACAAAGUAAUUUGAAUAAGAACUUAAAGGAACAAAAUAACGCUAUAGCAACCAAGAGGAAAGAAAGUAGUGGUGUGAAGAGUAUGGACAGUGGUGUGCAUGGAGGCGAAGUUCGACUUAAAAGUGUUGAACUUGGUGUAGAAGACUCCAACAUACAAUCUGUAAAUAUGGCUAAAGGAGACAGAAGUACGGCUGCGGCCGAUAAUACGAAUGGAGAACUCACUGUAUCUGUCAAGAACGGAUCAAAAUUAGACAAAGACACUGAGAAGGCUAACAACAACGAAGACGAAGGCGAGGAUGCCGAUGAUUCGUUUGUCGGUCAUUGGAAAUUGUUUACACGAGUUUUGAAGUCCAAACGUUUUGAGUCAGAAAAACUAGAAAGUCUCUAUCAACGCUACAUUUUUCGCUUAAAUCAAAAGUUUGCAAGCUGGCUGGUAUUUAUAUUAAUAGUUCUAUGCAUUGCUCUUGUGGUCUUCCAGUUUUCUCUGGAAAACGAAGGCGAUAAUAUCGAGGGGUUUAUUAUGAUUGCUUUUCUUGUUGUCUACCUGGUUCUGGCGGUUAUCGUCAAUCGAAGUGGUUCAUCUGAUAAACAAAUGUCCGACUCUUCCCAAAAGCAACUUAGAUGGGUGUCAUACGCUUUGCUAACCCUUUCAUGUGGAAUCGUACUUGUUUCUGUACUCUGUCCUGUUGGAAGCAACGAUUCUAGGAAAUACAAUUCGCCGACCGAUGGGGUAUGGGUGACCAUAUUUUUCAUUUAUAUGACAUAUACGAUGCUCCCAGUUCGGAUGAGGAUUGCUGUUUUUGGAGGCUGCCUACUUCUUACUAUUCACCUAGUUGCAAGUGCUGCACAGAACAGCGAUAAUCCAAAUCUUCCACGAUUG
Actinia tenebrosa (Australian red waratah sea anemone) is the source of this 1373-nucleotide messenger RNA. RefSeq names its product adenylate cyclase type 5. Gene Ontology annotation, biological process: adenylate cyclase-activating G protein-coupled receptor signaling pathway; intracellular signal transduction; cAMP biosynthetic process. NCBI's taxonomy places the organism in Eukaryota, Metazoa, Cnidaria, Anthozoa, Actiniaria, Actiniidae. Gene Ontology annotation, molecular function: adenylate cyclase activity. Gene Ontology annotation, cellular component: plasma membrane. The record is from RefSeq and is a predicted model, not a curated record.